This is a messenger RNA of Rhododendron vialii, 2030 nucleotides long. RefSeq names its product F-box/kelch-repeat protein At3g23880-like. Bases 351 to 1829 code for a protein of 492 amino acids. The transcript has 5 exons. Lineage: Eukaryota; Viridiplantae; Streptophyta; Magnoliopsida; Ericales; Ericaceae. Gene Ontology annotation, molecular function: protein binding. The record is from RefSeq and is a predicted model, not a curated record.
AGUGGCGCGAUGUCCGACAAUACAUUACACAUCCGAGAGCAUUUUCCCCCUUUUUCCCUCCGGCCUCCGCAUGUGCCCUAACAUAAUAAGCCCUCCUUUUCGAUCACCAUUGGCGGCCGUCUCCACCGUCCUCUGCCACUCCAAAGCCACACCCACGUAAGAAACAAAGCUUAAAAAAGGGGCUUUGGAUCUGAGCCUUUGGCUCAAAGGGAGAACAUACAGAAUGCGAAAGCCAGGUUUAUGUAGAUUCUUUUGUUUGUUUUGGAAGAGAUCUACUUACUCAUACAGACACCAAAGGUGAAAGAGGAAAUUAACACAACCCACUGGUAAGAAGAAGAGGAACGACAACAAUGUCGGACUUUCUGCCAGAAGACAUUGUGGUGGAUAUCCUUUCGAGACUUCCACCCAAAUCCCUAAUCCGAUUCAGUUGUGUCUCCAAAGUUUGGAACUCUCUGAUCACAAGCCCUACCUUCAUCAGUUCCCACCUCAAUCACUCACUCAGUUACAAUAAUCUCCCACCCUUGAUAGUUAGGCAAUGCAUUCGCACUACCAGAACAGAGCACUAUAAACUAUUUCGUGAUACUGAAGAUGCAUUUCAUGAGUAUCAAGAAAUUGAAUUCCCCCUGAAAAGCCGCAGUCUCCACUUUUAUCACUUACUUGGUUAUGUGAAAGGUUUGUUUUGCCUCUACGAACAGGAUAGCCAUUUUCUUUGGAACCCAUCAAUUAGAAAGUCCUUGACCCUUCCAAAGCCUCGCACUAAGGUCAAGAGUCGAUAUGAUUGUAGACUAGGGUUUGGAUUUGAUACACAUGCCUAUGAUUAUAAGAUUGUGAGAAUUGUUUUUAGUGAAAAUAAACCGCGUCGAGAGACUGAGACGCCUCUAGUUGAGGUUUACUCCCUUAAUGCAGGUGUGUGGAAAAUAAACAGUGGAGCGAGUAACUCCUUUCCACUUGGGUCUUCUAUAAGUCCAUCUCGGCACUUUGCUGCUUGUUUUGACGGUGCUGUUCAUUUCGCAGCUGAGAAUAAUUCUGGUGAGCCAUUUAUUUUGUCCUUUGAUUUGGGUGAUGAGGUGUUUCAAACGAUAUUGUUACCAAAAGGUAUGGUAAACAGGGCAACUGACAUCAAUACUUCAGUAUUCGGGGGAUCGCUAUCCCUGUUAUGUUAUAAUGGCUUUAAGCGAAGUUCUUGUUCCAUUUGGAUAAUGAAAGACUAUGGCGUAGUUGAUUCUUGGUAUAACCCUUUCAAAGUUGAUCUGAAUGUAGAAUUUUUGCGCGUAAUAAGUCUCAGGGAUAAUGGUCAUAUUUUAUUGGAGGGAAAAACACCAAUUGAGUGGGAGCUUUCUUCAUAUGACCCCUGUAGCCAACAAGUUAAGAAUUUGGGAAUUCAAGGUGUUUUUCCUCAUUUUCAUGUUGAUACUUUCGAGGAGAAUCUUGUCUUGCUCAACAAAAAAGAUGUAGUUUCAAGAAGGGGAGUGAGCAGGAAGAGGAAAGACAGAUCCGACGCUGCGUCACUCACACAACAGGAGGAGCUACAUGCACUUAGAGCUGCUAAGGCGGAGAUGAUCCGAUCUUUAGUAGAAGAACGAGAGAGAUACAUUGAAGAACGACGGAGGCUCACCGAAGAAACCAAAGAACGACAGAGGUUCCUCAAGGAACAACAAAGACAGAUAGACCUUUGCCAGGGCAUGGUGACACAAAUCUUGCAGGAACAUCGUGGCGAAGAACGACAGAGACAUAUAGACCUUCUCCAGAGCAUGAUGACAAAACUGAUGCAGGAACAUCGUGUUUGGGAGAGCUCUUCGACAGAGGAUCGCGGACCAACUCUUAGAUAAGCGGUGGGCUCGCGCAAUGAUGGAUUUUUUUUUUUUUUGACUAAAUGUAUUUGGAUACACUUGAUAGGACUUUAUUGGAUGGAUGCAUAUGUAUUUGGAUACUGUUAUUUCGGUGCUAAGAAUGAUCAUAUCUCGAUCGCUUUGAUUUUGUGGAUGAAUCUACGCUUUGUUUGGAUGAAAGGAUAUUACAGAUUGAAUCUA